AAGAAGGAGCUCUCCACUGGAGAGCGCGCACACACACACACACACACACACACGGUCAGAGCGGAGCAGAGCAGAGGAGCUCUCAUCCUGAUCGGUACCAGACGGACCGUCGACUUUAUUGUUGUUGUGCGAGUUUUACUACGUUUUAGUGUAGUUAGUCUUUUUAAAUUAAGAAUAGUUCAUAUUUCACUUUGAGAAACUUUGGUGUCAAGUUUGAUCAUAUUUUUUGUCACGAUUGGGGUUGAUUUAUCAAGCCUAUUUGUUUGGAAUAUAUUCAGGGAUUAAAGGUGGAUACUUCACGACGCGCAGAAGUCGUCUUGAAACAAGUCGCCCAGGAUUGUUUCUUUUCGACGCAGGAGCGCCCAACUUGUCCGUGCGACUUCGUCUGGGGGUGUUUUUUUGUUUUUUUUUACUUGAGUGGUCCCAGAAAUGGUGGGGCACCUCCAUUUACAAGCGAUGGAUGAUAGCCUAAAAGGAAAGAACCGGGAAGGGCUUCUCGACAGUCCGGAUUCGGGGUUGCCCCCCAGUCCCAGUCCGCCCUUCUGCUCAAUCUCCCCGGGUCUGAUCGAGUCGGGCUCCGGCAGCUGCACGACGCCCGUCGAAAGCCACCAUGGAUAUUAUAAAAAGGAGAGUAGAGAAGGCAAACUGCUGCCCUACCUGCUGCUAAACUCCACGAGCACAGACCCAAAGACUCGCAUGUACCCCGUGUUCUUCGGAGAAAGCAUCGAGGUCAACCCCAAACCAGAGCAGGAAAUCAAGUGCAACUCCGAGGUCAAGUACGACUCCGACAAGCACUACCAGGACCGGGUGUACUGCGCCCUUGUUCCCACGCCCACCUCCUUCAGCGAGACAGUGGUAGCGGUGCGCAACUGCACAUGGAGGAGCUACAAGUCCCAGGUGUACCUGGAGCUGCGGCAGAAACCCAUCAGCUACCAGAGCACCACCAUCAUCUACCCAAAACACGCCAAGAACUCUUACCGCACCACGCUCAACUACAACGCCUCGGGCUCCCGCCGCUGGUUUGUCUCCACGGUGCAGCUGGAGUCGAGUGAGGAUAUUAGUCCCUGCAUCAUCUACACUGAGGACCUGUAGAGCCCAGACCGCACUGGGAGAGGGCUACCUGGUGAUCAUCUUAUUUCUUUUGGAGGACUAGGAACUUGGGAGCGGAAAUACUUCAAGUAAUACCCGAAGUCCGACUUUGUACUCGCCAUGGAGGAAACUCUGGGAUACCUUGAGUGACAUUUCACCGAAGUGUAUUUAGACUUUCUACUGAUGCAGUCUUUAAAAAGGGAGUCUGUUCUCUGGCAGUUUAAAGCUGCACUUCAAUGGUUAAUGUCUUAUUUAAUACAAGAGCUGACAAAUUGGUAUCCUUCGCUCUUUCAGGUUGGACUGUAACCUCAGUGAAGGUAACAGACUGUAGACGUCUGUGUGUGUGUAGAGAGAAGUCCAGAUGACGUGUGUGGUGGAAUUUAGCCGAGUCUGCGCAAACCCAGUCACACCAAUGCAAAGCUUUCUAAUAUGGCUCUAUUGCACUUGUUUUCUAUAUAUCACAGUCCUCCUAGUGGACUUGACAUUGCAGGGGGGGUUCAGUACUGCAUAUGAGAAAUUGGACCAAAGAUAGUUUAUCUAUUUGUAAUAACUCCUCACACUGAGACAGAACACUUGCUUUUGUUGUACAGUUUAGAUUAACACACAUUCAAACCGCAGCGUGUCUAGUUGGAUCAAGCAAUUAAUUAAACUCGACUGCACGUUGCAAGGUGUCCUGUUUAUUCACCACAGCGGUCUCAAGACUAAGUCUAAUGAAAAGAAGGAUCGCAGCACAAUAACAACUGAUUGCCUUGAGAAUAUUUAAAGCACUUGGUUUAAAAUCUAAAGUUCUUUGCAACAAUAAAUAUUCAGCCAUCUUGGCUCACUGUACUCAUGGUUUUAAGACCUGCUUAACUGAGUGUCUGUUAAAACGUCCUUUGAAUACUUUGGGGGAGAUAAUGUCAGAGUGAAGGGUGUUUUGGUGAACAGGUUGGAAAAAAAACCUCCUUGCUUAUUAAGAGUUUAAACUGCUUCAUCAGGAUCACACGUCAUCUAUAGUUACAAGACGAGUGAGAACAUGCAUGUAUGUUUUCAGGGCCUUUAAGAAUCAUUGUAUGGUUUUCUUUUUUCAUAACUGUUUUGAACCGGCUUUGGUGUCAGAUGAUGGGGCUUGUCAAGCAAGUGCCAAACAGCAUAGACAAUCACGGGAAGUGUUUGACAAUUUGAAACACUUCUCUGGCUCAACUCUCGGUACUGAACAAAGCAUACUUAUGCUGUGGUCACUUACUCGUCAAUUUCUGCAUGAGAGCCAAACACAAAAACAAGAACUAUUUCCAACUGCAAUUAUCUGGAUCGUUCAGUGCUGCGGGGGAAUCUGCGUUUCAACCGCCUCUCAAAGUGAGGCUCAAACUCUUCAGGAACAGGUGUCACCAGCUGUUCGUAAAUUCAUCAGUCUGUGCAUGAAGUAACUCAUCUUUUGUUUCAAACUCUGGAUUUACUUCAUGUUGCACAAUUAAAACUUAAGGAAUGUAUUUGCUUGGAAAGAUCUGCAGCUCUGUCCAAUGAAAAGAGAAUCAACCAUCUAAACAUGAAGUCACUUUUUUAGAUUUUUUUUAGAUGGAAAACAAUACAUUAACCUCGUAAUCUUUUGUAAAUAUAGAUGAUACAUUGUUUUGUUUAUAAGUCAGUGUUUUUCACUGUUGGUAUUAAUGCAGUUUUUGAUUAUGCUAAAAAAAGCUAACGUUAUUCUGUAAUUUAGUCUGACAUUAUGAAAGUGAAGUCACGUUAAGUAAUUUGAAUCAUGUUGUUACUUUAGUGAAUAUACACUCUAAACCCCUCAUAUGUUAGCACACUAAAGUUAGCUAACUUUAUGUACAGCAGCUAAUGCCAACAGUUACAGUCGGCACAAGAACUCCUUUGUGUGAUUCAACUUACAAGCCCUUUUAUUUCAGUGAACUGUACACCUCCACUUACAGGAGUAAACACUCAGUAUCGCUCAAGGUUUGAAUUUACGAAUCUCUGGUGUUUCAUUUUGUUUUCAGAUAUUAACAAAUUGUCAAAAUGGAAAGUUUCUGAUCCGAGGUGACCCAAAAGCAUUAAACCACUCUGUAACUGCCAACAUGUAAAAACCACAUCAGAUAUCCCUGUUGAAGAUGUAAAAUCGAUUUUUAUUGAGCGUUUCAAUUACUUUUUUUUUUUCUGUCUGUCUCUAUUUAGAUUAUUGAACAAGGCAAAUAUUAAAAUGUCAAACUUUACUUCAGAUUUUCAAUGGUAUCAGUUUAACUUCGUUGCAAAUAAGUUCCCCGACUUUCAGUUGUGUUUUUUAAAUUUGCGGUCUUGUUAUUUGUAUAGUUUGAAAACCCUUCCAGGUAAGAUAGGAGAGGCACGCAGCUUCAAGGAGGGAACAGUAAGUACGAAGAGCCAGACAAGAAUAGAAAAACAAGGUCUGCUCUUUCAAAACAAACAUAAUAGAUGAGAUGAGGACAUUGUUUUGAAGAUGGCUUUUUAUACUGUAAAGUUCCAGGAAAGAUGUUGGAGAGUUUGGCUAUGCGUAGAUGGUCUGUGAAAUGUCAGAGAACGAUGAGAGCAAGUUGGUGGGUGUUUAAUACGUUGGUGGUUUUAUGUGAAAUACAUUUGUGUUUCCUAACACUUGAUUUUGUUACUGUAAAAUAUUUUCCUGUUGUAUAUGUUAGCAUUGAGGCACUUCAUAAUUCUCUUUAUAUUUUUGUACAUCAAUCAUCGUUCUUGUUCUGAUCAAAGAAAAUAAUUUAAAAAGAUGUAUAUCCUAAAUGAAUAAAAAAAGGCAAUUCCCAAA
Messenger RNA from Cyclopterus lumpus (lumpfish), 3841 nucleotides. RefSeq names its product refilin A (gene rflna). Gene Ontology annotation, cellular component: actin filament bundle. Gene Ontology annotation, molecular function: filamin binding. Lineage: Eukaryota; Metazoa; Chordata; Actinopteri; Perciformes; Cyclopteridae. The coding region runs from base 430 to 1092 and encodes 220 amino acids. Gene Ontology annotation, biological process: skeletal system morphogenesis; negative regulation of chondrocyte development; negative regulation of bone mineralization involved in bone maturation. The record is from RefSeq and is a predicted model, not a curated record. The transcript is spliced from 4 exons.